AUGCCUCCGCGCCGCCGCUCCGCCCCCGGCUACCGCGAUGUUCGCUUGCGGCCAAGCGGCCGCUUCGACGCCAAGAUCCGCUCCGGAGAGGAUUGCAUCCGCCUCGGCACCUUCGACAUGACGCACGAGGCGGCGCGCGCCUACGACGCCGUCGCCUGGCGCCUCGGCCGCUCCCGCCGCCACAUGAACUUCCACGAUCGCCUCCGCAACGUGGAGCAGGACGAGUGCCUCCACCUCGAGUGGGCACGGCAGUUCCUGGAGGACGUCACCGCGAUGAAGGCGUUCUACGCGCAGAAGGAGGAGCAGAAGGCGGCGGCGAAGAAGAAGAAGAAGGCGGACCGCGAGAAGCGUCGGGCGGAGUCCGCGGCGAGGAAGGCAGCGAGGGCAGAGAAGGCGGCGAGGAGGGCAGAGGAGAAGAAAAACGGCGCCGAGCCAUCGACGAUCAUCCUCUCCUCCUCCUCCUUCGAGUGGACGUCUACUCCGGUAUCCGACACUACUCCGAGCAGCCACUCGUCGGGCUUCGACUGGGACUCGGAGUAG
Molecule: messenger RNA, 540 nt
Organism: Lolium perenne
Lineage: Eukaryota; Viridiplantae; Streptophyta; Magnoliopsida; Poales; Poaceae
Source: RefSeq, a predicted model, not a curated record